Molecule: messenger RNA, 6652 nt
Organism: Sinocyclocheilus rhinocerous
Lineage: Eukaryota; Metazoa; Chordata; Actinopteri; Cypriniformes; Cyprinidae
Product: insulin receptor-like
Exons: 17
Coding region: 247-2979 (910 amino acids)
Biological process (GO): positive regulation of phosphatidylinositol 3-kinase/protein kinase B signal transduction; glucose homeostasis; multicellular organism development
Cellular component (GO): axon; plasma membrane; insulin receptor complex
Molecular function (GO): ATP binding; insulin receptor activity; insulin receptor substrate binding
Source: RefSeq, a predicted model, not a curated record
UUGUGUUCCUCAGACAAUAUCGCGGCCGAGCUGGAGUCUAGUCUGGGUCAGCUGGAGGAGAUCACAGGCUAUCUGAGCAUCCGCAGAGCCCACGCUCUCGUCUCGCUCUCCUUCCUCCGCAAGCUACGUGUCAUUCGCGGAGGAACGCUGGAAGCCGAGAACUAUUCUUUCUAUGCCUUGGACAACCUGAACUUGCGACAGCUGUGGGACUGGAACAAACACAACCUCACCAUCCUCAACGGCAAGAUGUACUUUGUCCAAAACAGCAAGCUCUGUAAGUCUGAGAUCCUCCGGAUGGAAGAAGUGACCGGGACCAAGGACAGGAAGAACGACAUCAGCAUCCCAGCGUAUGCAGACCAGACCUACUGUGAAAACCAAGUUCUUAAAUUUACGCAAAUCCGCACGAUCCACAACAAGAUCUUCAUUAAGUGGAAAGCGUUCUGGCCCUCGGACUUCAGAGACCUGCUGGGAUUCAUGGUCUUAUACAAGGAAGCUCCUUAUAAGAACGUGACUGAAUAUGACGGGCAGGAUGCCUGUGGCUCUAACAGCUGGGCGAUCGCAGACGUGGAGCCUCCUGAACGCGGCUCCGAGGGCAAAGGCCAGAGCGAGCCGGGUCUCCUCAUCAUGCCUCUGAAGCCCUGGACCCAGUACGCCAUCAUGGUCAAAGCCCAGCUCGCCGCCUCUGACGACCACCUCGUCCGCGGGGCCAAGAGCGAGAUCAUCUACGUCCGCACCAACGCCACCCGACCCUCGGUACCUCUGGACCCCAUUUCCUGGUCCAACUCCUCCUCCGAGAUCAUUCUCAAGUGGAAACUGCCCUCCGACCCCAACGGCAAUAUCACCCACUACUUCGUCUACUGCCAGAAGCAGGAAGAGGAUAUCACGUACUACAAGUUCGACUACUGCCAGCAAGGGAUGAAGGUGCCAUCCCAUACGCCGACACACCACGACAUCGAAGAAGACCAGAAGUGGAACCAAACGGACGUGCCCGACCAGAAGGGCCGCUGCUGUGCCUGUCCUAAAACAGAGACGCAGCUGAAGAAAGAGGCCGAAGAGACUGAGUUCCGCAAGACCUUUGAGAACUACCUCCAUAAUGAAGUGUUUGAACCCAGACCCCACCGACGGCGGCGCUCAGUUGGUGUGGCCAAUGCGACUUUGCCGAAUUUUGUGAGCACAUCGUCCAGCCUGCCCAACUUUUCCACCACUUCGAGCCCAGAGAAGGAAAAGAGUCAGAAGAUGGUGUUCAAAGCCAACUCCAAAGAGUUCAUGGUCAUCCCCAACCUGGUCCACUUCACCAGCUACCAGAUCGAGAUCCAGGCCUGCAACCAUCCCACGGAUCCAAACCGCUGCAGCAUGCCGACAUACGUCAACGCCCGCACGCUGCCUGAACUAAAAGCUGACAACAUUGUCGGGCCAGUGACUCACGAAUUUUUUCCCGAUGAACCGGAAUUUGUCUACAUCAAAUGGCAGGAGCCGAAAGCGCCCAAUGGCAUGAUCAUACUGUAUGAAGUCAAAUACAUGAGGAUGUCGGAUAACUAUGAGGAUCAAGUCUGUGUGUCCAGAAUCACUUAUGAAAAAAAUCAUGGCUAUCGAUUACGAGUAGGGCAUCCUGGGAAUUACAGUGUGAGAAUACGUGCCACUUCACUGGCCAGCAACGGUUCCUGGACAGAGCCUGCAUACUUUUUUGUUCAAGACAGGGAUAUGAACAUGAAAAUCAUCAUUGGCCCACUCAUCUGCUUCAUUGUACUGCUGUUUCUGGCCAGCACAGUCUUCAUUGUCCUUAGGAAGAAACAAACUGAAGGACCGACUGGCCCACUGAUUGCUUCCUCAAACCCAGAAUAUAUAAGUGCAAAUGAUGUGUACAUCCCAGACGAAUGGGAGGUGCCUCGGGAGAAGAUCAGUGUUAUGAGAGAGCUCGGUCAGGGAUCAUUCGGAAUGGUGUAUGAAGGCAUCGCUAAAGACAUUGUGAAGGGCGAACCAGAGACGCGAGUGGCUGUUAAAACCGUCAACGAGUCGGCGAGCCUGCGUGAGAGAAUCGAGUUCCUCAAUGAGGCUUCGGUCAUGAAAGCUUUUACCUGCCAUCACGUGGUCCGCUUGCUCGGUGUGGUAUCUAAGGGGCAACCGACAUUGGUCGUCAUGGAACUGAUGACACACGGAGAUCUGAAAAGCUACCUGCGUAGCUUGAGACCUGAUUCUGAGAAUAACCCAGGUCGUCCACCACCAACCCUGAAGGAGAUGAUCCAAAUGGCAGCGGAGAUAGCAGAUGGCAUGGCAUACCUCAACGCUAAGAAGUUCGUCCACAGAGACCUUGCUGCCAGAAACUGCAUGGUGGCUGAAGAUCUCACUGUGAAAAUUGGAGAUUUUGGUAUGACGCGAGACAUCUAUGAGACUGAUUACUAUCGCAAGGGCGGGAAGGGCUUAUUGCCUGUCAGAUGGAUGGCACCAGAGUCCCUAAAAGAUGGCAUUUUCACCGCUCACUCGGAUUGCUGGUCUUUUGGAGUGGUAUUAUGGGAGAUCAGCACACUUGCUGAGCAGCCUUACCAAGGACUGUCCAAUGAGCAAGUGCUCAAGUUUGUCAUGGAUGGAGGAUACCUGGACAGGCCAGAUAACUGUCCAGAGAGAAUGCACAACCUCAUGCAGAUGUGUUGGCAGUACAACCCGAAGAUGCGGCCCACUUUCCUUGAGAUCAUCGAGAUGAUCAAGGAGGACCUGCAUCCCACUUUCCAAGAGGUCUCCUUCUUCUACAGCGAGGAGAACAAACCGCCCGAGAGCGAGGAGUUUGACAUGGACUUCGAGAACAUGGAGAGCAUACCACUGGACCCCUCAUCCUAUUCCCAGCGUGAGGAGAGCCUCAGUAGAGACAACGGCCCCUCUGUGGGCCUACGGGGCAAUUACGAGGAGCACGUGCCCUACACGCAUAUGAACGGUGGAAAGAAAAAUGGCCGAAUUCUGUCUUUACCCAGAUCUAGUCCGUCCUAACAUUUGCCUCUGCUUUUUCUCUCUCAAUUUUUUAAAGUAAAGUUUUUAAAUGCAUUAUUUUUGCAGAGGCCCUUAAAGAUACAGAUCUCAGGUCUUUUUUGUUUGUCGUUGUUGUUGUUGUUAUUGUUUCCAUCUCACAGCUACACUAGUAUGGUUACAACGAAAACGGACGUUAUAUCGCCCAUCAUCUGAUGCACCAUUCGCUUUCUGACACUUUUACACUUUUGCCAAGUUGGGCAGUGGGGAAAAGCAAACUGUGAACAUGACUAAAUCAACUAGAAAAGCUGCUUCGGCUAGGUCACCUCAAAGUCCACUUCCUUCUCCUUUGGAUGCUUAUUUCCUGUCUCUCGCUCUCUCUCUUUCGUUUUUUUUCUUUUUUUUUUUUUAAGUGGAAAUCUUUUAAGAUAGUGGCCUUUUUUUAAGUGGCCUAUAAAAAGAGAAGUGUCUAUCAAUGCUUGUGUUGAUUUCUUUAGAACAACGACUUUACAGUGUGGAACUAUGGGAUGGCUUAUAUUCUUUUAGAACAAACCUUUGUUUUGUAGAGGAAUGAUUUUUAUUUUGUCCUGGAGAAUUCCUAAAUUCACUUAGAUGAUGUUCACAUGGUGUUCUGGUGAAUGAGGUUUAAUUUAUUUGCUUUCUGUUCUUUUUUUUUUCCUCUGAGCUUUUUUCUCCUGUCCUUUUUACCGGCUGAAGGAUAUUUAACAGUUAUGAAUUGGACAAAGGAGUUAAUCAGACUGACCAAUAGCUGCUGCUCUGAUAUAUAGUGGGUAUUCAAAUGUAUAUAUAUAUAGAGAGAGAAUAUUUAAAUAUUGAUUUGUAUCAGUAUUUUAAAUAUAAUAUUCACAACAUCUGAACUUUUGUACAUAAUUCUAAAGUCUUUUUCUAAUGUCUUCAUUGGCUUUGCUUAUGCAAUAUUUUUUGCAACAAUGUCUUUUCAUGAGCUGUUUUUUUUUUUUGUCUAAUGUCGCAUUAAUUAACAUGCAAGUUGACUCACAGUGAUAUUCCAGCGUACAGUGGGUAGCAUUUUUGGUUUAGCCUAAAUUCAAAUGAUCAAAAUGACAAUUUCAUUUCGGAAUAAUGAAUAAUAAUAAUAAUAAUAAUGAAAUAUUAUUAUUGUUAAUAUUAUUUAAAAAUAGAAAUAUUUGAUUGCUCAAUUCAAGGGAAUAUACGUUCCAAUUUCCUGUCAUAAAUUGGAUUUUUGUUGGACGUUCUUCAGUUAAAUUUUGGGAUUCCGAUAGCUGUUUUGGAGAAUGUUUUGGGAAUGUUUCGGAGCAUUUUCUUCCGUGGGAUAUGAAAGGUUGUUUUUGGCUCAAUUUACUAUUUACCUGAUUUUUCAGGGGGAUUUAGGAUCUUAUUGUGAGAGAUAAGCUCUACCUAGGGGAUUCUAGGUUCUUUGUUUUUUGACAGCAGAAAUAUUCGACCUGGCAAUAUUUGAAUCAGAUCAAAAAACAUUCCUGUAAUUUAGCCCCGAUCAGGCUCCGGUACCUGUUAAAGUAUCAAAAGUGAGGGUAGAUCUCGCACGGCUUCGCUUAAUAAUGGCAUUUACGCUCUAGUUCUGAGAAAGGGAAGUCUUAGAAGACCACAGGGAAAGUAAACUUCUUCCUCUGUCAGAAUGACGCCGCUUUUUCCCAAAUAAUCCUUUAAAGAAAAACAGCAGACAGCUUUCAUAGGCAGAUGCAUAAUUACAUUUUUACUGGAUCUUGCUUGUCGUCAUCAAAAAAUGUGCACAUUUCAUGUAUGUGCGUGUAUAUUUGUGCAUGUAUAUUUAUUCGUGGGUAGUUUGGGAGGGAAGCAACAGAACGAGGCUGAAAUUCACGCAAGCUUUUUUAAGUGUUUUUGCCAUUUCAUGUUUUUUUUCCCUGAUCUUUCUCGCAUUUUUGUACCGUAGGCUGAUAAAAAAAAAAAUUCCCUUUCUUGGUCCCAUUGGCUUUAUCUUAGAUGUACAUAACAGAAUCGAAGAAAUCAAACUAGCUUGUAGCUGUUUGAAAACUAUUGCAAAGAAAGUCAGUUUUUUUCCUGUAAAAUGGAGCAGACGUCAGAUUUUUUGUUUUCCUAAAUAACAAGAUUACCAUAUCUUUGAAAAGGCAAAUAUUGAUAUUUUAUUUAUUUUAUGAUCCUCAUAAUUAUGUAAAUCCCUGCUAGCUUUUAUUACAAUACUCUAAGGCGGGUAAAACUAGUCGUUUAGUUGUUUAUUUUUUGUUUAAAGAGAGAUACAGCUGGCGAGUUCGCAAACGCAGUUGGUUUAGUGCUAAUGUCUUUCUGUUGGUUGUUUGGACACAGUCUACCUCAGUAUAUUUUUAGAAAUUUUUUAGAGCCAAGUGCAUCUCUCUUUAGUUUUUCGAAUUUCUUUAACAGCAAAAACCAUGUCCGCAAUCCCAAAUUCGGCCACUAGAGGUUCUCUCUCGCAACGAUUAUGGAUCACUCCCCUUGUUCCCCUUUAUUCGAUUUUGAUUUUGGAGAAAGCUUAUAACCCAAAGAUUCACUUUAAUGGGUGACGUCUGUCUUUUGAAUCAUUUGAAAUACGCAGUGCCAGUUUCGUUGCGAAAAAUUAGAUAAAAUGAAAGUUUAUCCUGAAGUAUUACUAAAGUACAACGUUAAAAGACGCCUAUAGCAUGAAGUGUGUGGGAAAAACUGGUUUUUAUUUUACGGUACAUUGUUUGGCUCUGCUAAUCUGAAUGAGGUAUUACAGCAUUUUAUUACAUGAAGCACUUAUUUGAAUUAUACAAAAAAUUUCGUAAAGCCACUUGUCAUUAAUUCGCAAACAUUGUAUGUUUUCUGUGAUUUAAACUCAAUUUAACCUUUCAAGUCACUUCCUGAGAGACUACUGAAUCACAGUUUGUUGCGCAAAAAUGCCCACGAAACAUUAUGCGAUGCUUUUUUAUUGGCUAGUUACAAUGGGUGUACAACCAUUUGUGAUACACUUGGUGAAACAGCUCUUCUUCACUCACUGCGGUAUCUCACCAAACAAACUUUCUAAUGCCCCGAGUUCAGUAGUUUCACAUACAAAAACUUUGUACACUGUUUUUUUUUAUGGUUUGUUUGCACCAAAUGUGAUUGUCAAUGUCUUUUUUUUGUUCCAUGUGUAUUCUACUGUGAAAAAAAAAAUUCUAUCAAUGCCAUAGUUUAUAGUAAACACGGACUUCACCUGCCUCUCCUUACACAUGCGUUCAUAAAUACUCUUGCGGACAAUCCUAUGUGCCAUAGAAACGUUUUCUUUUCCUCAGGGAGAUGUGAGCGUUGGGUUUCGUUUAUCGGAGGAGCAUCAAUUUUAUCCCCUGCUAGCUUAAUCGUACGAGAAAAAUGGAUGGACAACUGCAAAAACGAUGUCUUUGGAUGCCAGUCGUCCAUCUCUAAAGCAUUUCGCAUCUUUCGUUGCCUCUCCAAUGUGUUUCGGGGAAUUAAUUGAGCGCCCCCUGGUGGAUCCAUAGUGCCUUGCACAAACCUAAGUAUCCUCCAAGCCAAACCUGGCCAACAAACUCCCUGGACCGGAUUGUUUUUCCCCCAACAUCCUCAAAAUACUGGAGCCUAUUGUACAGAUUUCUCGACAGGUUAGCACAUCUUUGGUAAAUGCUUGGCUCGGUUUUACUGUAUUGGUGUAUGUGAAUGAUAUUCUUUUAUUUUAAUUUUUAAUUAAGCUGAACUUGUCUCUUCUUGGAUAUGCUACAGCUUGCUU